UGACUUCUCUUUCAAGCCGUGAUCCCUGUCUAUCUCGUCUCCCCCUCGCCUCGUUGCUGUGAAGAUAUCGUCAUGACCGGACUCAUCAUGCUUUACGUCACGUCUUGGUCAUAAAGAUAGGCAAGACACGACAUGAUGGAUUGUCCCAUGCUUUUCGCUUGCGAUUGAACCCCGGAGGUGAUUUACUUGUCAACCCCCGCCAGCUCACUAUGGUCAAAGUAGCAGAGAACCGAGUGGUUGAUCUAGACAUUUUUCCGGGUGACCCAAAAGCCAAUAAACUUUCAGAACAAACACAGACUGCCGUUGCAGGCAAAAUUCCUCAAAACCAAGCCAAGGGAAUUUCCUCGAACACACAAAGCGCUGUCCAAGCCCUCGGUGGUACAGUCGGCGGCGGGGUCAAAGGAGUGGUUGAUACCGUUGGCAACACUGUCGGAACACUUGGUGAGGGCGUAACAGGGACUGCUCAGGGAGUCGGUGACGGCCUUGGAAGCACAAUACAAUUUGCCGGAGGAGCUCUGGGCGCCGGCGCCGGAAAGGUAGGAAGCAUGUUCUCGAGAAACAAGUCGAGCGAGACUACGAGUAACGGAGCUCUCGAGGCUCAAAAGGAGAGAUUACAAGUAGCCACAGACAAUUCAAAGGACAUCGAUGCUGACGUACCGAGAACGGUGGAGGAGCACAGUAAGGACGCAAUGACUGCGUCCAAAGAAAGAGCUCAAGAUGCGAAAGACGGUGCAGGAGGACUUGCAGACAACACUGAUGAAAAGGUGAGGGGUGUGUCUUCAUCCUCGUCUUGAAUGAUGGAGGUUGACUGGAAGGGCCUAAACACGAUAAUUGAGCAAUAGUUUUGACAUUUCGUUUAUCAUUUUUCACAGUGUAUGUCAUCAUCUCUCAUCAGAAACAAGAGAUAGCUUAUGAAGAUGCAACCUUUUUCCCACCGAA
This is a messenger RNA of Exophiala oligosperma, 939 nucleotides long. RefSeq lists its product as uncharacterized. The coding region runs from base 210 to 794 and encodes 194 amino acids. The record is from RefSeq and is a predicted model, not a curated record. NCBI's taxonomy places the organism in Eukaryota, Fungi, Ascomycota, Eurotiomycetes, Chaetothyriales, Herpotrichiellaceae. The transcript has 4 exons.